Indicator indicator is the source of this 813-nucleotide messenger RNA. Its product is annotated as tetraspanin-3-like. NCBI's taxonomy places the organism in Eukaryota, Metazoa, Chordata, Aves, Piciformes, Indicatoridae. Gene Ontology annotation, cellular component: membrane. The transcript has a single exon. Bases 1 to 813 code for a protein of 270 amino acids. The record is from RefSeq and is a predicted model, not a curated record.
AUGAACAGCGUUAGAGCUAUGAUGCCUUUGUCAUCCUUGUGGUGCUAUGAUGACUCCUGGCUCAGGACCUUUAAUAGUUAUCUGCUGAAGUUCCUAGGAUACAUCUUCUGGUUCUCUGCUGCAGUUGUGGCCCUUGUUGGAGUUCCCAUGAUCCUGAUAUACAGGAACUACAGGUCUUUAUUUCAGGAGUCUUUCUUGUAUCUCUCUGGCUGGUUGGCUGUAGCAACUGCAAUUACCUUGCUACCUAUUGGACUUCUGGCUAUCUCUGUUUCUGCUAAGAGCUCCCGUUACAAACAAGGGGCUCUCAUGUACUUGCUGUUGGUCCUUCUUUGCUUAGCAAUGUCUUCAGCAGUUCUGGCACAGUUCUCUCUUCAGACAACUUCUAAGCUGAAAACCACUAUGGGUUACCUUGUCAGUCAAUACAAUGGGACACCUUCCAAGGAUCCUGGUAGUGGAGCCGUGGACAAGGUACAGAGGAGGCUGCGGUGUUGUGGAGUUGGAAACUACACAGACUGGCUAAAGACAACAGCUUCUUCUUGGCAUCUUCCAGCUGAAAGGCAUCAUGUCCCUGAAAGCUGCUGUAAGGAGAGGCAUUCUGAUUGCACAGGUGACUUGAAUCAUUUGGACCAGAUUUUUCAGGAAGGCUGUCUAAAGAAGCUAGAAGACUGGUUUGAUUUCCUUAUGCUUUAUGUGUUUUGGUGCUCUGUGGUGCUCAGUGUCUUAGGGUUGGUAACCACUGUCAUCAAUGGCCUCCUCAAGAAAUAUGAGUCUUUCCAUAGUCUCCAAUUUCUGGACUCCUAUACCUUCAUAUAG